AAUUUUGGUAGCAGCGACAGCACCGAUUUGUCUGCGAGUACGCUUCGAGCAUUGGGAUGCCGCGCAACUGUUGACAUUGACAAUUUAUCACGACGACUGAGGUGUCAGGUGUCAGUCUUUGUUUAUUUUUCAGCAUUGAAAUGUGGUACGAAAGCUUAAAAGAUAAAGAACUGAGACAAACUAGCCUAUACAAAUAGAUAAUGUAACUGUUACCGCUCAUAGCGUUUGGUUUUUCUUUUUUGGAGUUUUUCCAAUUUGUUAAGCAGUUCAGAACACAAUAUGACUGAUUACAAGAGAUUCCUGAGCCUGUUGUACCCCGAUGGCUAUCCUGCUCAGUGGGAAGAUGACCCCAAAAUUCGAGAUUAUAUCCUUAAACUGGGAACAUACCAUGUUGAUAACUUGGUAAGAGAACCAGAUAGACUCAAACAUGAAGCUGCCAGUUUACAAGAACAUAUACAGGAGUUAGCUGUUUCAAACUACAGAACAUUCAUAGAGACAGCAGAAUGUUCAAGAGAAUUGUUUUCUCAGUUCAAUUCAAUUGAGUGCAAGCUGGAUAUGCUUCUUAGUGACAUACCGAAGUUUGAAGAAAAAUGUAAAGAAUUUGGAGAGAAAUCUGGUGAUAUAAAUGAAGUAAGAAGGCUCAAUUCCUUAACAUUAAGUAAGAGUUUACAGUUACUAGAGGUAUUAGAGCUGCCCCAAUUGAUGAACUCAUUUAUAAAUGAUGGCCUUUAUGAGGAUGCUUUGGAAUUGGCUGCAUAUGUGAGGAAAAUUUACAACAAACAUUCCAAUAUCGUUAUAUUUAAGAGUAUUGUUGAUGAUGUAGAUAAAGCAUGGCUAACAAUGCUUCAUCAGUUGCUAACUCAGUUGAGGCAGGAUUUAUCAUUACCAAAAUGCCUGCAAAUAGUAGGUUAUUUGAGAAGAAUGCAAGUUUUCUCAGAAACUGAAUUGAGGCUUAAGUUUUUACAGACCAGAAGCUGUUGGUUAGAUGAAUGCUUAAGAAAUAUUCCAAAAGAUGAUAUGAGCAACCAUCUUACCAAAACUAUUGACGUUACUAGAGUAAAUUUGUUCAACAUUCUUACUCAGUACCGAGCCAUUUUCAAUGAUGAUGAACAUAGCCCAUUGGUAGGAGAUAGCUCCAAGAAUCAGAAUGUAAUUUUUUACUGUUGGAUCAAAGAUAAGAUAUCCCAAUUCCUGGUAACUCUCAAAGAAGAUUUGAAGUACAUUUCUUCUAUAGAAUCUAUAUUAGAGCAAUGCAUGUAUUUUGGCUUAUCAUUCAGCAAAGUAGGGUGCGAUUUUCGCUCACAGAUGAUUCCUAUAUUCACUUCAAGGAUAUCCGAAAAUUUCAAUGAGUCCAUCACUGAUGCUACAAAGAAUUUUGAACAAAACAUGGAAAAAUUUACUUUAAUCGACAAAAUCCAUCCAAGUAUCCCUUGGAAGUCUAAGUCCGAAGAUCAGAUGCAACCACCUGAUAGCCUGUUAGAAUUUUAUCCCUUAGGGGAGUAUUUAAACAACGUACUAAACGUUUUGAAUAAAUUGAGGUUAUGCGCUCCAGUAGCGGUUGCUGAUGAUGUAGUGUCAAGUCUGCAGGACUCGCUCACGGUUAUUGCAAAGUCUCUGCAAGUAUUGUACAACCAAGAACAGCAAGCUUUGACACAUAAUUCCAAGGAAGCUUUCACGAGGAUGUGCAUGAGCUUCGCGGACGAUUUGGUGCCUUACAUCCAGAAAUGUAUCCAUAUAAUCUAUCCACCUAGUCACUUGGCGGCAAAGUUGGGAGUCACUGUGCAAUAUCUUCACGAAGACGGUAUCACUUUUCUCAAUAAACAGGCCGUUAUUGAACCUAUGAGGCAUUUGCUACCGGCAAAGGUUGUGCCCGAUAGUCAUCUUUUGAAAGACGAUAUGGUGAAAAAUGAAGAUGAAGGUGUUCUUACUGAAGAGAAAGUCUGUGACAAUAAUAUUGAGGAUGAGAAAUAGUAAGUAGUACUUUUUUUUGUAAAACUGUACUGAAAGACCAAUAAAUGUUGUGUAUAACAAAUUAGAAUCCUUGGAAACCUACCUAAACAUUAGCUUUAAACCCACAGAAAUAGUAAAUGAGGAAAUGUAAUAAAAACUGUUAAGAAGUCUAAUUUUCAUUUUGCCUUUCAAGACCAGCUGCCUAAAUGACUAAUUUACCUUUUUUAUCGUUGCCACUUGCCACGUAUGCUGCAGUUGUUUCGCUGCCAGGGAAUGUUAUUCACAAGUACAAAAAUAAGCGAUCUAAGUUGCACAUACCUCUUUCAUUUUCUCCCUCCAAAAAUACCGAAUUCUGACAUUAUAUUAGCGCCGAAGACAUUAUUGACAUUGGAAAGAAAUGUCCGAGCAAUAAAAGGAACCGCAUUCUAUAGUGGCGCGCGGCUUGGUUGGGUUGUUUCCAAUGGCGGUGGGCUGUUGCUGUGAUGAAUUAAAUUCCCAAUAUGGCGUGAGUUUCAAAGCAGAUGACAUAUUUAUUUGUAAAAUAUCUCUAGGCUAAAUUUAGUUCCAAAUUUUAUGAGAAAAUUCGUUACUGAAUUUAGUUUUCAAUUUGUUCACGAAUUACAAUCCUGUCUGACAC
Acanthoscelides obtectus is the source of this 2587-nucleotide messenger RNA. NCBI's taxonomy places the organism in Eukaryota, Metazoa, Arthropoda, Insecta, Coleoptera, Chrysomelidae. The record is from the annotation of a GenBank genome assembly.